Molecule: messenger RNA, 5154 nt
Organism: Panthera uncia (snow leopard)
Lineage: Eukaryota; Metazoa; Chordata; Mammalia; Carnivora; Felidae
Gene: ADCY7
Product: adenylate cyclase 7
Exons: 25
Coding region: 16-3261 (1081 amino acids)
Biological process (GO): cAMP biosynthetic process; adenylate cyclase-activating G protein-coupled receptor signaling pathway; intracellular signal transduction
Cellular component (GO): plasma membrane
Molecular function (GO): adenylate cyclase activity
Source: RefSeq, a predicted model, not a curated record
GGCCUCGGGGGGAAGAUGCCGGCCAAGGGGCGCUACUUCCUUAACGAGGGCGAGGAGGGCCCGAACCAGGACGUGCUCUACGAGAAGUACCGUCUCACCAGCCAGCACGGGCCGCUGCUGCUCACACUCCUGUUGGUGGCUGUCACUGCCUGCGUCGCCCUCAUCGUUAUCGCCUUUGUCUGCGGGGACCCCUCUGGACACCAGACUGUCCUGGGGACGACCUUCUUCACACUUGCUGUGUUUGUGGUUCUCUACGUGCUGGUUUAUGUUGAGUGCCUCGUCCGGCGGUGGCUCAGGGCCUCGGCGCUGCUCAUCUGGGUCUGCCUUAUGAUGCUGGGCUAUGUGCUGGUAUUCGACUCAUGGAUAAAGACAACCCACAUGGGGGCACAGGUGCCCUUCUUCCUCUUCAUUGUGUUCGUGGUGUACACGCUGCUGCCCUUCAGCAUGCAGGGGGCCGUCGUGGCGGGGGCAGUCUCCAGCAUCUCCCACCUCCUCGUGAUCGGGGCUCUGAUGGAGGCCUUCACGACGCCCAGUGUCCAUGCAGGGCUGCAGCUGCUGGCCAACGCUGUCAUCUUCCUGUGUGGGAAUCUCACGGGCGCCUUCCACAAGCACCAGAUGCAGGACGCCUCCCGAGACCUCUUCACCUAUACCGUCAAGUGCAUCCAGAUCCGUCGUAAACUGCGCGUCAAGAAGCGUCAGCAGGAGAACCUGCUGCUGUCGGUGCUGCCCGCCCACAUCUCCAUGGGCAUGAAGCUGGCCAUCAUCGAGCGGCUCAAGGAGCGCGGGGACCGCCGCUACAUGCCCGACAACAACUUCCACAGCCUGUACGUCAAGCGGCACCAGAACGUCAGCAUCCUCUAUGCGGACAUCGUGGGCUUCACGCGGCUGGCCAGCGACUGCUCCCCCAAAGAGUUGGUGGUGAUGCUGAACGAGCUCUUCGGCAAGUUCGACCAGAUCGCCAAGGCCAAUGAGUGUAUGCGGAUCAAGAUCCUGGGCGACUGCUAUUACUGUGUGUCGGGCCUGCCCGUAUCCCUGCCCACCCAUGCCCGGAACUGUGUGAAGAUGGGGCUGGACAUGUGUGAGGCCAUUAAGCAGGUGCGAGAGGCCACAGGUGUGGACAUCAGCAUGCGUGUGGGCAUCCACUCAGGGAACGUGCUGUGUGGUGUCAUUGGGCUGCGCAAGUGGCAGUAUGACGUGUGGUCCCACGACGUGUCUCUGGCCAACAGGAUGGAGGCGGCUGGAGUCCCUGGCCGGGUGCACAUCACAGAGGCCACGCUGAACCACCUGGACAAGGCGUAUGAGGUGGAGGACGGGCACGGGCAGCAGCGGGACCCCCACCUGAAGGAGAUGAACAUCCACACCUACCUGGUCAUCGACCCCCGGAGCCAGCAGCCGCCCCCGCCCAGCCAGCACCUCCCCAAGCCCAAGGGGGAUGUGGCCCUGAAGAUGCGGGCGUCCGUGCGCAUGACCCGCUACCUCGAGUCCUGGGGGGCCGCACGGCCCUUUGCACACCUCAACCACCGCGAGAGCGUGAGCAGCAACGAGACCCCUAUCCCCAACGGACGGAGGCCCAAGGCCAUUCCCCUGCGGCGCCACCGGGCCCCUGACAGGAGUGCAUCCCCCAAGGGGAGGUCUGAGGACGACUCAUACGACGAGGAGAUCCUCUCGGCCAUCGAGGGGCUUAGCUCCACGAGGCCCUGCUGCUCCAAGUCUGAUGACUUCUACACCUUUGGGUCCAUCUUCCUGGAGAAGGGCUUUGAGCGAGAGUACCGCCUGGCGCCCAUCCCCCGGGUCCGCCACUAUUUCGCCUGCGCCAGCCUCGUCUUCGUCUGCAUCCUGCUCGUUCACGUCCUGCUCUUGCCCAGGAUGGCGGCCCUGGGUGUGUCCUUCGGGCUGGUGGCCUGUGUGCUGGGGCUGGUGCUGGGCCUGUGCUUUGCCCACGAGUUCCUGAGGUGCUGCCCCGCCCGAGGGACACUGCAGGCCAUCUCCGAGAGGGUGGAGACCCAGCCCCUGCUGCGGCUGUCCCUGGCCAUCCUGACCAUUGGCAGCCUGCUCAGCAUCGCCAUCGUCAACCUGCCGCUGAUGCCUUUCCCGGCCCUGAGGCAGCCUGCAGGCAACCAGAGCUUGGCGGAUGGGGACGUGAGCAGCAGGGAGCUGGCCCCGUGCAAGCUCCUCCCGUAUUACACCUGCAGCUGCAUCCUGGCCUUUGUCGCCUGCUCCGUCUUCCUGCGGAUGAGCCUGGAGCUGAAGGUGGUGCUGCUGACGGUGGCCCUGGUGGCCUACCUGGUGCUCUUCAACAUCUCCCCGUGCUGGCAGUGGGACUGCUGCAGCCACAGCCUGGCCAACCUCACCAAGACCAACGGCACCCUCAGCAGCUCCCCGUUCUGUCUGUGGAAGGACCCGAAGGCAAUGAUCAAUUUCUACCUGGUUUUGUUUUACGUCACCCUCAUCAUGCUCUCCAGACAGAUUGACUAUUACUGCCGCUUGGAUUGCUUGUGGAAGAAGAAGUUCAAAAAGGAACACGAGGAGUUUGAAACCAUGGAGAACGUGAACCGCCUCCUUCUGGAGAACGUCUUGCCAGCCCACGUGGCCGCACACUUCAUUGGUGACAAGCUAAAUGAGGACUGGUACCAUCAGUCCUACGACUGUGUGUGUGUCAUGUUUGCGUCGGUGCCGGACUUCAAAGUCUUCUACACGGAGUGCGACGUCAACAAGGAGGGGCUGGAGUGCCUGCGUCUGCUGAACGAGAUCAUCUCCGACUUCGACGAGCUGCUCCUAAAGCCCAAGUUCAGCAGUGUGGAGAAGAUCAAGACCAUUGGCAGCACGUACAUGGCAGCCGUGGGGCUCAGCGUCCCCUCAGGGACUGAGAACCAGGACCUGGAGCGGCAGCACGCGCACAUCGGCAUCAUGGUGGAGUUCAGCAUCGCCCUGAUGAGCAAGCUGGACGGCAUCAACCGGCACUCCUUCAACUCCUUCCGCCUGCGAGUCGGCAUAAACCACGGGCCUGUGAUCGCUGGAGUGAUCGGGGCACGAAAGCCUCAGUAUGAUAUCUGGGGAAACACGGUCAAUGUCGCCAGCCGAAUGGAGAGCACUGGAGAACUUGGCAAGAUCCAGGUUACUGAGGAGACAUGCACCAUCCUCCAGGGACUAGGUUAUUCUUGCGAGUGCCGGGGACUGAUUAACGUCAAAGGCAAAGGCGAGCUGAGGACUUACUUUGUCUGCACAGACACGGCAAAGUUCCAAGGGUCGGGACUGAAUUGAGGGCUUCUGGGAGGUGAACAUGCUGGAAGCGGAUUUUCCGUCCCUGAAGCAAGCCACAGGGAGCACUCGGCCCUACGCCAGCCACAGAGGCAUUCCAGGGGUUUGGCCAUCACUACCCUGACAAGGUGGCUGUGUGUGGCCUCCUUGGACUUGUGCUAGAGGAUUUCUCGGAACGUGCACCAGACUCCAGCCCGAGGCUACCACCGAGCCUCGCCACGCACAGGCAGCUGGGACAUGCGGAUCCCCUGGGUACUGUGGAGACCUCAGAGGGGGAGCCAGACACACAACUGGCCAUGGCCUGCCAGCUGCAUGGGUGGGACUGGUCUUUUCUAGGUACAGAACCACGACGAGCUGUCCGGGAUGGGUUGGGCACGCCUUUCUCCCAGCGGAGCAGCAACAGGGCUGUACGUUUCUAACACAGGCACCCCGGUAAACAGAGCUGAAAAUGCAGUUUUCCAUCUGUGGUUUCACACAGUAGGGAGAGAACAGCACAACAGAGGCUUGUUACUUGUCCUCUCUGGCAGGUGUUUGAUUUAAAUGGGUAUAGGAUUAGUGGAGUUUUACCCUUUCUAAUGACUUCUUAGAUGCCAGACAAAAAUCUCUUCCCUCCAGCGUGUUGUCUUUUUAACCACGUCCGCUGACGGCUUAGCCCCGCUGGGGCUGAGAACACGGCUGUCACACAAGAAGGCAAGGAGCGGCACAGCCCGGAAAGAAAGGCACGGCCUCUCAGCCCCUCCCUGACCACCGUGUGUACUUGGAGCGCCCUCCUGCUAUCCUCACAUCGCAGUUCCCGUCCUGGAAAGGAAGGGGGUCUGUGUAGACAGAAGGCAGACAACCUGUAGUGCUCCCUUUCUCUUCUUUAGUCCUCACAGCUCACUCGUAGAGCUUCAAGACGAAAAGCACGUCCUCCGCAAGCGUGCAGAAGAGGUUCCCGGAUCUGGGAAGCCAGCCCGCUCAGAGAUGCGGAGACAGACUUGUUGCAAACGGGAGGAAUCAAAUCAAGUGCAAAAAGCCAGGUUUGCGAGAGGUGUCUUCUGGUGCUGCAAGUCUAAGAGAAUCAGAAGUCAGCCUUCACUGCGUUUCAAGGUUGAGGAGGAGCCAAACUGCUCGUUCCUGUUUCUGAAUCAGUUUCACCACUGCAUCCCCAGAGCACACCUGGGGCUCUAACAUGGCUGAAGUUCACUACAGAGCAGCGAUUCCCAGCUGGAGUCCUCCAGGAACCCCCCCGCAAGUACAGGGGCGCUAGUGCAGCUCUGAGGCCCGCAUGUAACCGGAAUAGAGGCGAACGAAGUAUAAGAACUUGGAUAAAGGAAUUUUGUGGCGAAAAUUCUGUUAAGGGGAAUAACCUUAAACUGUUUUAUGCACCGACUUUCCAUAUAAAGGGCUGGUUUCAGGGGGCACUACACUGAAAUGCGUCCACCUAACUCAGCAGUGACCAGGGCUGCUCAACAGGGCUCUCCCGCAGUGUCAGGGAGGUUCUGUCACUGAUGCGAUAUAGACACAGCCGUGUUGGGCCUCUCUGAGGUGGACAUAUUUCUACUCUUGCAAUAUUCGAAUUACUUUUCUCUUCCGGCAACAGAAAUCCCAAUUAGGAGUUUAAAAAGUAGUUACCAUAGAUUUUUAUUUCCAGUUCAAGCACUGUGCUCAGAUAAAAAUAUUUUGUAAGUUUUCAGUUUUUCAUGUGCAGACCCUAGUGCAUAACUGACCAUAAAAAGCACAUACAGUUUUGAUUUGCCUGUUUUCUGAUCCCUGAGCCCUUUCUUCACAGGCGCCAUUCUGUCUUAGGACAGGACAAGCGUCUUUGCUAACACUGACCUUUUCUAAGGGUCAAGGGCUUGCUUAAAGGUGGCCUCCCUGACUCUAGUGACAAUCACACCUGAAGUUCUCUGGUUU